Messenger RNA from Chenopodium quinoa (quinoa), 1286 nucleotides. RefSeq names its product truncated transcription factor CAULIFLOWER A-like. Bases 246 to 983 code for a protein of 245 amino acids. Gene Ontology annotation, biological process: positive regulation of transcription by RNA polymerase II. Gene Ontology annotation, cellular component: nucleus. Gene Ontology annotation, molecular function: RNA polymerase II cis-regulatory region sequence-specific DNA binding; DNA-binding transcription factor activity, RNA polymerase II-specific; protein dimerization activity. The record is from RefSeq and is a predicted model, not a curated record. The transcript is spliced from 8 exons. NCBI's taxonomy places the organism in Eukaryota, Viridiplantae, Streptophyta, Magnoliopsida, Caryophyllales, Amaranthaceae.
UGUCUACCUUCCUGCCUCAUAUACUCCCUGCAGAUUUAUCUCUCCUUUAACAUUACUACAAAAUCAUACUUGUUAUAUAACUAAUUUUUUAGUAUUAUUAUCAUCUCUCUUUCUCCCUCGUCCCUUAUUUUCUCUCUCCUUCCGCAUGCCUUACCUAUUAUCAUUAAUAUCAGCAAGUGAUUGAGUGAGGGAGAAAGAGAGAUUGUUGUACGGAAGGAGAGAGAAAAUAAGAAAAACCCUCGGAAAUGGGGAGGGGUAGGGUUCAGCUCAAGAGGAUCGAGAACAAGAUCAAUCGACAAGUCACGUUCUCAAAGCGUCGGAUUGGAUUGCUGAAGAAGGCACAUGAGAUCUCCAUACUCUGCGAUGCCGAUGUUGCUCUUAUCAUCUUCUCUACUAAAGGCAAGCUAUUCGAGUACGCUUCUGAUGCCUGCAUGGAGAAGAUCCUCGAGCGCUACGAAAGAUACUCAUAUGCAGAAAGACAGCUUACUGCUCCUGAUCCUGAUUCCCAUGUAAGCUGGACUCUGGAGCAUGCAAAGCUCAAGGCUAGGCUUGAGAUUCUGCAGAAAAAUCACAGGCAUUACAUGGGAGAAGAACUUGAUACCUUGAACCUGAAGGAACUUCAAAAUUUAGAGCAUCAGCUUGACAGCGCUCUUAAACACAUCAGGUCAAAGAAGAAUCAACUCAUGCAUGAGUCAAUUUCUCAGCUUCAGAAGAAGGACAAAGCCUUACAGGAUCACAACAACUUGCUAACCAAGAAGGUGAAGGAGAGAGAGAAGGCGUUGGCUCAGCAGCCUGAACCGGAUCAGCAUAAACAUGACAAUAACUCAUCUGUGCUCAUGUCUCAGGCUUUGCCCUCAAUGAAUAUAGGACCAGGGACAGGCAGAAGUGCUAUAGAAGACGAUCAAGCAACACAGCCACCAACGCGAAGCAACAACUCUACCCUUAUUCCAUCCUGGAUGCUCAACCACAUGCCUGACCAGUAAAAGCAGAAAGAUGAUUAUCUUCGAGUUUAGACAUCAGGGAAACAAGUUAAGAUAAUGCUGCAUCUGUGCACUUUGUAUAAUAGUAUUGGCUAGAAAUGUUGUUGAUGUAUAAAGGUAAAACAAAGAUGGUUAGGUAAUGUUUUGUAUCUUUUCGGUUUUUGCUGAAACUGCAAUGGAAGACUUCAGUGAGUAUCUCUGAAUUCCAUGGGUUUGGGAGAAAUGGAUGCAGCAUAAAAUAAAGGUAUUCAGUUGAUGUACAUAAUAUCUGCUUUAGGCUAAUUUUUUUCAUCUGUUUGUUUUGUA